CACCAAGCAAGUGCAAGUAGUAGUAGUAGCACGACUGCUACCACAGCUCUCACCUACUCCCUUUGCGUCUUUGUCUUUGUCUUCUCUCUCUCUCUCUCCACCCCUUAUCUCUCUUGGCACCACUUCCUCCUCGCUUCGCUCCUUGUCGCCGUCUAACGUGAGCUUUGCACUCUUUAUACAGCGGCACGGGAUCACUUUUUCUCUAGACGAGUGGAUUCCUCCAACACGCGCAACACCACACGCAUACCCUCGACUUGCCUCCCCUGCACAACAAGCGCACGGGCAGAAAGGAGGAUUGGGGAGCUAGCGAACGAUGGAGAACUACCAAAAGAUUGAAAAGCUCGGCGAAGGGACGUAUGGAGUGGUGUACAAGGCUAAGGAUCUGACACCGGGAGCCAAUGGUCGGAUCGUGGCUUUGAAAAAGAUCAGGCUCGAAGCAGAGGACGAGGGCGUGCCGUCGACAGCUAUCAGAGAAAUCAGCUUGCUCAAGGAGCUCAGAGACGAAUACAUCGUCCGACUGUACGACAUUAUUCACCAGGAGUCAAAGCUUUACCUCGUAAUGGAGUUCCUCGACCUCGACUUGAAAAAAUACAUGGACAACGUCGGGAAGCGGCCUGAUGGAAUGGGUCCCGAAAUUGUCAAGAAAUUCACCUACCAGCUAGUCCGAGGCAUCUUCUUCUGCCACGCACAUCGUAUCCUUCAUCGCGACCUCAAGCCACAGAACCUUCUCAUUGACAAGGACGGCAACCUCAAACUCGCUGACUUUGGCCUUGCGAGGGCAUUUGGCAUCCCGCUCCGGACAUACACCCACGAGGUUGUCACACUGUGGUACCGUGCGCCCGAGGUGCUCCUCGGCUCUCGUCACUACAGCACGGCCAUCGACAUGUGGAGCGUGGGCUGCAUCUUUGCAGAGAUGGCUAUCAAGAGCCCCCUCUUCCCUGGCGACUCUGAGAUCGACGAGAUCUUCCGCAUCUUCCGGACAUUGGGCACACCCUCCGAUGCGACUUGGCCUGGCGUCAAGAGCUUGCCCGACUACAAGCCCUCUUUCCCACAGUGGUCAGGCAUGCCCUUGACAAAGGCUGUGCCUGACCUCGAUGAGGCCGGCAUCGAUCUGCUCCGGGGCAUGCUCGUCUAUGACCCUGCCGGACGAGUAAGCGCCAAGCGUUGCUUGGAUCACCCGUACUUUGCGGAAGCCCACUGA
Acaromyces ingoldii is the source of this 1201-nucleotide messenger RNA. Its product is annotated as putative Cdk1-cyclin-dependent kinase 1. The coding region runs from base 314 to 1201 and encodes 295 amino acids. Lineage: Eukaryota; Fungi; Basidiomycota; Exobasidiomycetes; Exobasidiales; Cryptobasidiaceae. Gene Ontology annotation, cellular component: nucleus; cytoplasm; cyclin-dependent protein kinase holoenzyme complex. The transcript has 6 exons. Gene Ontology annotation, biological process: protein phosphorylation; regulation of G2/M transition of mitotic cell cycle; signal transduction. The record is from RefSeq and is a predicted model, not a curated record. Gene Ontology annotation, molecular function: ATP binding; cyclin binding; cyclin-dependent protein serine/threonine kinase activity.